This is a messenger RNA of Fonsecaea multimorphosa CBS 102226, 2310 nucleotides long. RefSeq lists its product as uncharacterized. Gene Ontology annotation, molecular function: xylan 1,4-beta-xylosidase activity; alpha-L-arabinofuranosidase activity. The record is from RefSeq and is a predicted model, not a curated record. Gene Ontology annotation, biological process: xylan catabolic process; arabinan catabolic process. The transcript is spliced from 5 exons. Bases 1 to 2310 code for a protein of 769 amino acids. NCBI's taxonomy places the organism in Eukaryota, Fungi, Ascomycota, Eurotiomycetes, Chaetothyriales, Herpotrichiellaceae. Gene Ontology annotation, cellular component: plant-type cell wall.
AUGGCAGCUACUAUGCUUGGUCUGUUUGCGCUGCUGGCUGUCCCGGCGGCAGCAGAUUUGUUCCCGGAUUGUGUCCAUGGACCUCUUGCAAACAACACUGUCUGUGAUACAUCUGCCUCAGUGGCAGACAGAGCUCGGGCGCUCAUUGGAGCCAUGACUCUGGACGAGAAGUUCAACCUGACAGGCAACACUUCCCCAGGGGUGCCGCGUUUGGGACUUCACAGCUAUCAAUGGUGGCAGGAAGCAUUACACGGCGUGGCAAGUUCUCCUGGUGUGACCUUCAGCCAAAAUGGAGAGUGGUCUUAUGCGACCUCCUUCCCACAACCUAUCCUGAUGUCGGCUGCGUUUGAUGAUGCGUUGAUUCAUGCUGUUGCGACCGUUGUCAGCACCGAAGCACGCGCCUUCAACAAUGCCAACAGAAGUGGACUGGACUACUGGACACCCAAUAUCAACCCAUACAAGGAUCCGCGUUGGGGCCGGGGCCAGGAGACUCCUGGAGAAGAUCCUUUCCAUCUCAAGUCCUACGUUGCUUCCCUGAUCAAUGGUCUUCAGGGCGGUCAUGAUCCAGCGAUCAAAAAGGUGGUAGCCACUUGCAAGCAUUUCGUGGCAUACGACCUGGAGAACUGGGAAACAUCAGACCGAUAUAACUUCGACGCUCAAGUUAACACCCAAGACCUGGCCGAGUAUUACAUGCAGCCCUUCCAAACCUGUGCAAGAGACGCCAACGUUGGCUCCAUCAUGUGCUCUUAUAACGCCUUGAACGGCGUGCCUACCUGCGCCGAUCCGUACAUUCUUCAAACCAUCUUAAGAGAACACUGGAAUUGGACGGGAGAGGGCCAGUAUGUGACCUCGGAUUGCGAUGCGAUCCAGAAUAUCUACAUGCCGCACGACUAUACAACAUCCCGAGAGCAAGCUGUCGCCGACGCCUUGAAAGCAGGAACUGAUCUCAACUGCGGUACAUACUACCAGACGCACCUUCCUGUGGCGUAUGAAAUGGGGCUGUUCAAUGAAAGCCUUCUCGACCAGACCCUGACCCGUCUUUACUCUUCCUUGAUACGCCUGGGGUAUUUUGAUCCGGCAUCUGCCACUCCGUAUCGCUCCCUUGGCUGGCAGAAUGUGUCGACCCCGGCCUCCGAAGCCCUGGCAUUGAAGGCGGCUGAGGAAGGCAUUGUACUCCUGAAGAAUGACGGCAUACUGCCGUUGUCUUUGCCAACAAACAAGAACACCACCAUUGCUCUGUUCGGCGAAUGGGCAAAUGUGACGACGCAGCUCCAAGGGAACUACUACGGCCAAGCACCAUUCCUUCAUGCGCCACUCUAUUCUUUGCAGCAAUUGCCUCACGUCAACGUUCUUUACACCAGCAGCCAAAGCAGCAUCAACUUCCCUACCACAGACAACUGGGAUGACCUGAUCUCGGCUGCUGAAGAGGGCGACAUCGUGGUCAUCGCAGACGGCAUCAAUGAUAGCGACGAGAGCGAGAGCUUGGACCGGUACGAGAUCAGCUGGGCCCCGGGAAAGAUCGAUUUGAUAAACCAGGUCACGGCCAUGGGCAAGCCUGUCAUUCUGCUCCAGUUUGGUGAUCAGCUCGACGACACUCCAUUCCUGAAUAACCCCAACAUCUCGGCCAUUAUGUGGGGCGGGUAUCCAGGCAUGGCUGGAGGUGAUGCCGUCGUCAACAUCCUCACGGGCAAGGUAGCGCCGGCAGGAAGACUUCCAGUCACGCAAUACCCUGCCAACUACGUUGAACAGGUUGCGAUGACGGACAUGAACCUGAGGCCCAACGCAUCGUCGGGCAAUCCUGGACGGACGUACAAGUGGUACGACAAUGCUGUUCUUCCGUUCGGGUAUGGGCUGCAUUACACCAACUUCAGUCUAUCGGCGGCUGAACCUCAGCAAUCAAGUUUUAAUAUCUCCAAGCUGGUGUCUAGUUGCAACCGCUCGACAUACAAAUACCUCGACCUGUGUCCCUUCAGCACAUUCGAGGUCAACGUCACCAACACGGGCAAAGUGGUGUCAGACUUUGUCACAUUAGGCUUCAUCAGCAGCCAGAAUGGGCCCGCGCCACAUCCCAUCAAGGAACUGGUUGCAUACCAGAGACUGUUCAACAUCACUGGGGGCUCAUCGCAGACGGCAGCGCUGAAUUUGACGCUAGGCAGUCUUGCGCGGCGAGAUCAAAAUGGAAACCAGAUCCUGUAUCCUGGCGACUAUGGAUUGCUGGUGGAUGUGCCGACCCAGGCGACGGUGAACUUCACCUUGACCGGCAGUCCAGUGACACUUGAUCAAUGGCCACAGAGGCCGGCCAGUGGGUGA